AUGCCGCUUGUGGUCGCGAGUCUCGCGACAUUUGAAGCUCCUUGUCGAGAAGUCUCACAUAACAACACACAUCACGCAAGAUAUCGAUAUGAUAUCGACGACGCGUUAUAUAUCCUGUUCGUGCAACCGCAUGCCUCACUGCGCGGAUUGGGCCAGUAACGGUCUCGUUUGUUUUGGCGCGUGCAACGCGAUCGCGAUAUACGAGCCAUGCAUACAUAUCGGCCGCGUGGUGCACACGUUGCACCGACAUCGCGAGCACGUCAGCACGGUACACUGGAUAAGGCCGAGAAACGGUACACCCGAAACGGAGUUGCUGUCCUGUUCAGUGGACGGCACCGUGAUCAUCUGGAGUGAGGAUCGCCAGAGCAACUCCUUCCGGGAUACCUCGAGUUUGGAUGUAGGACGUGCCAUAACAUUGGCAGACUCCUUUCAGUUGACUGACGACGCAUCGUCGACUUGCUCGAGGCUGCUGGUAUGCGUAGGUACCGGUAACGAGUUGAAAGUGUGUUCGAGGGAGAAUAACGACAUUAAAGUCGUCCAGACUAUGGACUUUGGCGGUAAAUUUUCGCUUCAUUGUCGCUUAACACAUCUACCAAAUACCAAAUAUCUUCUGAUGGCCACAGCAUUGGAGAACUCCUCCGUCGUGCUAUGCACCGCGGAUGAAUUGCAAUUGAAUUUUGUGAAAGUGCAGAGUCUGUUGGGACAUCAAGAUUGGGUAAAGUGUAUGGACUUUUGUCAUUGCGACAACGGGGAUAUUUUCCUCGCGACAGGCUCGGAGGAUACUACGAUACGAUUGUGGAAAAUCAGUCAAACUGUCACAACACCAUUGUACAAUGAGCUCAUGCAGAAGAGAGAAAUCUUCACAAUAGACAAUGUAGAAUAUGAUGUCACUUUGGAAACUAUUCUUUAUGGUCAUGAAAGCUGGGUCUAUGGAGUGCAUUGGCAACCAACUCAGGAAAAGAAGAAUCAUGAUCGUCGAUCAAUGAAACUAUUGUCUUCUUCGUUUGACAAAUCCAUGAUUAUAUGGAAAUUAGACGACUGUACUGAGAUAUGGACAGAAGAAGUACGUGUUGGGGAAGUCGGUGGUAAUUCCCUGGGUUUCUAUGGCUGCAAGUUUGGCCCAGAUGGGCUGCAUAUAUUGGGCCAUGAUUACCAGGGUUCUUUUCAUAUCUGGAAAUAUUCUCAAGAGAUUGCAAAGUGGCUUCCACGAUCUGCACCCAGUGGACAUUUUUCUGAAGUAGUCGAUUUGUGUUGGGAACCUAAAGGCAGGUUCCUCCUCACAGCCAGUACGGACAAGACCACGAGAAUUCACGCGUUGUGGAAGGAUGACGAAGAAGAACGAUGGCACGAGAUCGCGCGUCCUCAAGUUCACGGACACGACAUGUCGUGUCUGGUUAUGUUGGCGCCGUAUAUGUACGCUUCCGGAGCGGAAGAGAAAGUGAUACGUGUUUUCACAGCCACGUCGGCGUUCAGAGACCGUUUGGGAUCGCUGGCAGACGUGGAAGAUUUCAAGUCUGUAGCAACUCGUAGGGCCACUGUGCCUUCUCUUGGGUUAACGAACAAGGCGACACUUGAUGAGGAAUUCGCCGAGUGUAAAAACGCAGAGAAUCCAGUGACAGAGGGAUAUGAAACACCCACGGAGGAGGAGCUGACCCAAAAUACGCUUUGGCCGGAAUUGAAGAAGCUUUACGGACAUGGCUAUGAGAUAUUUUGCAUGGCAGCGAGACACGACGGCAGUCUACUGGCUACAGCAUGCAAAUCGACAAGUUUGGAACAUGCAGCGAUUAUAUUGUGGAGCACCACUACGUGGUCACAAAUUCAGAGAUUGGUCUCACAUCAGCUGACCGUGACGCAAAUGGAAUUCUCGCCGAACGACAUGUAUUUAUUAUCGGUCUCCAGAGACCGGAAAUGGUCGCUGUACAAAAAGCACGAUGAAAGUUACACGUUGACCGCGACUAGCUCGAAAAAUGACAGUCCACACUUGCGAAUUAUCUGGUGCUGUGCCUGGACAAUGGACUCGAAUUACUUUGCAACCGGGUCCAGAGAUGGUAAAGUCGGUAUAUGGUCCGUGAGGACAGAAGAAGACAAUGUCACUCGCGAGGCGACCCUCGAUACACAGAACCAGUCGGUUACAGCUGUGUGUUUCGCGCCUCAUAAGGAUUUCAUCUCACAAGGAUUUCACGUUUUGGCGAUGGGAUUUGAAAUAGGACAUAUAGAAAUCUACAUGUUAACCAUGAACGGUGAAGUCGUCGAAUGGACAAAAUUGGUGAAAUAUGAUACUUCUGAAGCUCAUCACUUAACCGUGAAAAAGCUCGUGUUUCAACCUAGGAAUGAACAGUGGCCUAACACAUUACGAUUAGCGAGUUGUAGUUCUGACCAUACUGUUAAGAUACGAGAUAUAUCGUUCGAGAUAGGGUUCAAGUGUAAUAUAGCGUGUAGUAUUUUAACUAGACCAAAGUAAAUUUUACAAUAAGUUUCUACUUUGUGUUGUAUUGCGUUAUUUUUACACAAUUAUAUGGAAAAUACAACAAAGUUAUUUUCAUA
Molecule: messenger RNA, 2544 nt
Organism: Odontomachus brunneus
Lineage: Eukaryota; Metazoa; Arthropoda; Insecta; Hymenoptera; Formicidae
Gene: Elp2
Product: probable elongator complex protein 2
Exons: 2
Coding region: 89-2461 (790 amino acids)
Biological process (GO): tRNA wobble uridine modification
Cellular component (GO): elongator holoenzyme complex
Molecular function (GO): protein binding
Source: RefSeq, a predicted model, not a curated record